Messenger RNA from Brachypodium distachyon (stiff brome), 3241 nucleotides. RefSeq names its product soluble starch synthase 2-2, chloroplastic/amyloplastic. The record is from RefSeq and is a predicted model, not a curated record. Gene Ontology annotation, molecular function: alpha-1,4-glucan glucosyltransferase (UDP-glucose donor) activity. The transcript is spliced from 8 exons. Lineage: Eukaryota; Viridiplantae; Streptophyta; Magnoliopsida; Poales; Poaceae. Bases 291 to 2807 code for a protein of 838 amino acids.
GGUGCUCUCUCCGCGGGCCGCGGCCGCAAACCGCAGGCCAACACGCGAGUGCCGUUCGUACCCCAAGCCUGCCCCUCGCGGCUCGUGCCGCCGCCGCCGUCGUCUUCCUCAGCUCCCCCUUUCUUCGGCCCCAGCCGUACGUCACGCACAGAGCACACUCCACUCCACUCCCCCACUGAUCCCCCCCUCCCGCUCCCACUCCCCCCGCGUGCGCUGCUGCGCUCUGCUCCCGGCCGCGGCGAGUGCGCGCGCGCGGACCAAACCCGCGCAAAACCCCGAUCCCGCCCGCCAUGUUGUCGGCGGUCGCGUCCCCGGCUUCCUUCCUCGCGCUCGCGUCCGCGUCUCGCCGGCAGCCGAGGGUGAGCACCGCCCCGCCCCUGCACGCCGGGGCGAACCGGUGUCUGGCGCUGCAUCACUGGCCGCCGCCGCAGCGCACGGCCCGGGAUGGGGCGGUGGUGCGCGCCGAGGCUGGGGCUGCCGGGAAGAAGGACGCGAGGGGCGACGAUGCUGCGCCCGCGGCCGCGAGGCAGCCUCGCUUGCGCCGUGGCGGCGCCGCGGGCAAGGUCGCGAAACGGAGGGAUCCCGCCGUCCGCCCGGUCGAUCGUUACGGCUCCGGCGACGCGGCGGGGACUGCCCACCAGUCCCCGCCCACGCCGAGGCAGGACGCCCCCCAGCCCCGUGUGCCCAUCCUGAAUGGCGUGUUGGUGAGUGGCGAAGACAAAUCUAUCGUCACCGCACCACCGACGAAAAUAGUGAAAGUCCCGACUCCGGAUUCCGGCGCGAUCCUUACCGCCAGGAACAAAGCGGCGGAGAGCAUUGUCCUAGUCAAGAAGACGCCGCCACCGUCCGGAUCAAAUUUCGCGUCGUCAGUUUCUGCUCCCAGGUCUAACACUGCUAGCAAUGUGGAACUUGUAGAGAAGAAGGGUGCAGAAAUUGCCAAGGAAGCUCCAAAGCCGAAGUCUUCGGUUUCUGCUCCUAGGUCUGACAUUGUUGGCCAUGUGGAACCUGCAGAGAAGAAGGGUGCAGACAUUGUCAAGGAAGCUUCAAAGCUGAAGACUCCGGUUACUGCUCCCAGGUCUGACACUGUUAACAAUUUGGAACCUGCAGAGAAGAAGGGUGCAGACAUUGUCAAGGAAGCACCAAAGCCGAAGACUCUUCCACCCCCUGCAGCGCCCACUGUACAAGAGGCAGCUUGGGAUUUCAAGAAAUACAUUGGUUUCGAGGAGUCUGCGGAGGUGAAGGAUAAUGGCUUGGCAGCUGCAGAUGGCGCAGGUUCCUUUGAAGAUCACCAGAAUAACCAUUCCGGACCUUUGGCUGGGGAGAAUGUCAUGAACGUGAUCGUGGUGGCUGCUGAAUGUUCACCCUGGUGCAAAACAGGGGGUCUUGGAGAUGUUGCGGGUGCUUUGCCCAAGGCUUUGGCAAGGAGAGGACAUCGUGUUAUGGUUGUUGUACCAAGGUAUGGGGACUAUCAAGAAGCCUAUGAUCUCGGAAUCCGGAAAUACUACAAGGCUGCUGGACAGGAUUUGGAAGUGAACUAUUUCCACGCAUACAUCGAUGGUGUUGAUUUUGUGUUUAUUGAUGCUCCUCUCUUCCGACACCGUCAAGGUGACAUUUAUGGGGGGAGCAGACAGGAAAUUAUGAAGCGCAUGAUAUUGUUCUGCAAGGCUGCUGUUGAGGUUCCUUGGCAUGUUCCAUGUGGCGGCGUACCAUAUGGGGAUGGAAAUCUGGUGUUCAUCGCAAAUGAUUGGCACACUGCACUACUACCAGUCUAUCUGAAAGCAUAUUACAGAGACCAUGGCUUGAUGCAGUACACCCGCUCUGUUUUGGUGAUACAUAACAUCGCUCACCAGGGCCGUGGCCCUGUAGAUGAAUUCCCAUUCACCGAUUUGCCUGAGCACUACCUGGAGCACUUCAAACUGUACGACCCAGUCGGUGGUGAACAUGCCAACUACUUCGCCGCCGGCCUGAAGAUGGCGGAUCAGGUUGUCGCUGUCAGCCGUGGAUACCUGUGGGAGCUGAAGACGGUGGAGGGCGGCUGGGGGCUGCACGACAUCAUACGCCAGAACGACUGGAAAAUAAACGGCAUCGUGAAUGGCAUCGACAACAAGGAGUGGAACCCGGAGGUGGAUGUCCACCUCCAGUCAGACGGCUACACCAACUACUCCCUGAGGACGUUGGACGCCGGCAAACGGCAGUGCAAGGCCUCCCUGCAGCGUGAGCUGGGCCUGCAGGUCCGCGACGACGUGCCGUUGAUCGGUUUCAUCGGGCGGUUGGACGGGCAGAAGGGCGUGGAGAUCAUCGGGGACGCGAUGCCAUGGAUCGUGAGCCAGGACGUGCAGCUGGUGAUGCUGGGCACCGGGCGCAGCGACCUGGAGCAGAUGCUACAGCACUUCGAGUGGCAGCACAAGGACAAGGUGCGCGGAUGGGUUGGGUUCUCCGUGCCGAUGGCACACCGGAUCACGGCGGGCGUGGACGUGCUCGUCAUGCCGUCGCGGUUCGAGCCGUGCGGGCUGAACCAGCUCUACGCGAUGGCGUACGGCACAGUCCCCGUGGUGCACGCCGUCGGCGGGCUGAGGGACACCGUGUCGCCGUUCGACCCCUUCGGCGACUCCGGGCUCGGGUGGACCUUCGACCGAGCCGAGGCGCACAAGCUCAUCGAGGCACUCGGCCACUGCCUCGACACGUACCGGAACUACAGGGAGAGCUGGAGGGGUCUCCAGCAGCGCGGCAUGUCGCAGGACUUCAGCUGGGACCACGCCGCGCAGCUGUACGAGGACGUCCUUGUCAAGGCCAAGUACCAGUGGUGAAACAGCGGUAGCGGAUCCAGCGGCUUGCCUGCGCUGCGCCCAUGACAGGGGUCGCAAUGUACAUUGCUUACUCGAUAGGCCAUGCAGGAACUUGCCAACAAUGUCGAUCGUGUCAUCAGACUCAUCCUUGAUGGUGGAACAGCCAGCGUCCGCGAGAUGUAGUGACCUGAGGCGUGUGAUAGGCUUCGGACUGGGUUCGCAGCACAGUGCAGUUGAGUGGAGGUAGAGAUAGAAGAAGCGUUCGAUGUUGCAGGUACAUCAUCAGUACAUGGGAAGUUAUCUUGAUAGUGUAAUUUGCUAUAUGUUGUGCGCAUUGUUAAAUUGUUACUCCGUUCCAAACUAUGAGAUGUUAUAGCUUUGUCCUAAGUUAUUUUAGAAGCUUGACCAACGGCCUGGUGAUUCUAGAUGAACACGUGGAACAAGUUUAGACACUA